CGUAAUGGAAAUCGACGACGCCACGGCUCCUACGUCGACCACGACGAAUUCGGGAGACGUCGAUUCAGACUGCAACAACCUCCUACAGGAGUUCUCCCGAUUGGGAACAACCGAUCGCGAUGUACUCAUUUCGAAGAUGCAGCAGCUCACCAACGGACUGUCCACCAUGGAGAGCACCUUUUUCCUCGACAUGAACAAUUGGAACCUCGAGGCUGCCGUUUGGACGUACUACGAUCUCGCAAGUCAAGUUGCUGGCAACCAAGCCCAACAACAACAACAGCAGGAGCAGCAGCAGCAGCAACAACAACAACAGUCAGAGCCGCAGCAGCUACCAGAAAUGCAGGGGCAACUCAAUCAGCUACAAAAUUCACAAGCUUUACAAAAUACCUUCGUCGGAUGCAUCUCACAACCUGACGGCACCAACCAGUCGUGGGAGGUCAACCUUCCUGCGCGCUUCAUGACCCUUGUCGAGGACAGAACCGUCGGGAAUGGAGAAGCCGUGACGCCGGACACGCCGUUCAUAAAGACGUGGCGGUUACGGAAUACCGGGUUGCACGCAUGGCCCGAGGGCGUCGUGCUCAAAUAUGUCGAAGGCUACAAUAUACAGGGUGAAGACGUCCGUAUAAAUCAGAUGGUAUCGCCCAAUGAAGAAAUCGACGUUUCUGUUCGACUACGCUCCCCCUCCGACCCUGGUUGCUACUUCAGCAAUUGGAGACUCCACGAUGCGCAAGGACCUUUCGGGGACUCAAUUCUCAUUUUGGUACAGGUGCAAGAAGGAGGAGUGAUGGCUGUUACACAACAAAUGGACGCGUGUCACGCUUGUGAAUGAAAAAACAAACGUGUUAAGUAGACUCGAUCGGUCAGCUAGUUGGUCGCUCGGCUACUUGGUCGAUUGGCUCGGCUUGGAAAAAAUUCAGUGGAGAUGAGAAAAAAACGAAACAACAAAAAGAUUGAAAGCUGACGAACACUUGGGCUGAGCGAAUGCAUCGAGGACGCUGUGUACAGUAUUGGAGACGAUACAAAUAUAUAUAUAUAUAUAUGAAUACAUUUAUUUAAAUAUAUAUAUGAUGAACAUACACCUACGCUAAGUGAUCGUGGUUCUCCGAUGAAGGAUCGCUGCAAAGAGUACUCAGGAGCGCUUGUUAGUGGAGACCUUCGAAGCCAUCCUUCCAUCUUUUAGGCUUGGUCGUUGCUGCAUACAAUUCGUUCUCAACUUGUGCCACCUCAGAGACCUCAUCAGGAGCGAGCCAGGCACUCGAUCAGCCAAAUAAAA
Molecule: messenger RNA, 1273 nt
Organism: Galendromus occidentalis (western predatory mite)
Lineage: Eukaryota; Metazoa; Arthropoda; Arachnida; Mesostigmata; Phytoseiidae
Exons: 1
Coding region: 5-829 (274 amino acids)
Biological process (GO): macroautophagy
Cellular component (GO): phagophore assembly site
Molecular function (GO): ubiquitin binding
Source: RefSeq, a predicted model, not a curated record